Messenger RNA from Candidozyma haemuli, 2172 nucleotides. RefSeq lists its product as uncharacterized. The record is from RefSeq and is a predicted model, not a curated record. Lineage: Eukaryota; Fungi; Ascomycota; Pichiomycetes; Serinales; Metschnikowiaceae. The coding region runs from base 1 to 2172 and encodes 723 amino acids. The transcript is spliced from 2 exons.
AUGCUACGCUGGUUACGUUUGAGUAAGACCAAAGUGUUUUACUUUUUUGUAGCCUACAUUGCCUACUUGUUACUGUUUGGAUGCAGGCAGGACUAUUCUGGCUCGUGUGCUCCAACUCGUUACACUUGUGACGCCGCCAACUUGUUUGUCUACCCAGCAUGGAACCACUACUUUCAACCCCACCUUGAAUGGAUCGACCAGCAAACAGGAGCUGUCGACAAAUUGACCCCUGCUUGGCAGAAAACUCACGCGACUUGGGCCCAAUUCGACGAAAACUACGCUGUAUCGUAUACUUUGGAUAAGUAUAGAGUCAAGCUGCAAGACUGGGCCGAUAUCUACGUUGGCCCAGCUUACACAUUUGUGGCAACAAAGUUCGAUUAUGUAUGGGCUAGGGCUUUGCUGUACUACAAGGGCAGUGCUGGUCCUAUCUUGGAACAUUAUUUCAACACUUACAACCAUCAUUUGGUCGACUCUGUUGAUAAUACCGUCAAUUACGUCAAAAGACACACUGGAGUUAUUCUUGGUCAUGCAAGUAGACACUCCAGCCGUUUCCUUGAAUUGCAAGUCUUCCCAGCCUUGUCUGCUGCUUGGACUGCGGUCUCCACCAAUGGUGUGGUGUUAAAAAUUGCUGACGCCACUAAAGUUCUGUGGGUUGGAACGCAAUUCAACCGUUUGUUGGAUGCUCUUGUGGAAGAGAGCUCAAAGCUUAAUGCGUCUUUCAGAAGCAAGUCUGAGUUCAUCAAAGGCGAGUUUAAGAGCUUCACAGAGUCUGGCAUUGGUAAGCAGAGAAGAAGCGACCACGCUACUAGCGAGGAUGUUUUGGACGUAGUCAAGACAAUUUUGGAAGAUGUAACUUCUGUUGUGCCUAUCCCUGAAAGUACCGAUGUGGCAGUUGAAGAAACUGCCGGUCAGGAAGAGGAAACAGCACUCGAGAAGACCGAUGACUAUGGCGUGGCCUCCACAGUGGAUUCGAUUCUUAGUGAGGUAAUCUCUGAGGUCGAGGGUGAGGUCGAGGGUGAGGAAGAAGAGGUGGAGGAAACUUCCACGGAGACUGAAUCCACCUUAGUACCAACUGAAUCUGAGAAUGUUGACGAGUCCGAAGAAGAGACCGACUUUCAAACUGAGACAAUUUGGUUGACUGCAACUGUCUACGAAGGCGAUGCUUCAGAUGCUCCUGAAAAGGACGAAGAGGUGGCCACAGUUGACCAUGAGGACGUGCUGAAGUACGAGUACUCUCCACAAGCCGUGCUUGAGCAGGAGAUUAUUUAUUGGAGGUCUAAGGUAGACCAGAUGUUGAAGAUGGCAUACGGUAGUCUUGAGGACGAUAUGAUUCCUGUUUUGAAUGCUACACUUGAUCCAUUGAGGGAUGAGAUUUCCGCCAACUUCACCAAAUUGCAACAGAGCAACUACGACAGAUACAAGAGGAUGAACAUUCUUAUUUCCAAGAUCAACAAGGAUUUUGAACACAUGAAGGAGACAAACGAGCUCAUUGAGAACCCAGUUGUGGACAGGCAGAAAAUGAGAGAUGAAAUCAGCGAAUGCAAGGAAGCAGUUGAGCAAACGAUGAAGGAUGCUGAAGAUUCCCUUAAUGCCGUGCAUGCAGAGAUUGUCACUCUGUACUUUGCAAUCACUCAGGAAACUGUCGAUGUCAUCGAGUCCUAUGCUGAAACCUUGUUAACCGGCUUCACUAAUUCCCUUUCCGACAUGAUCGGCAUGCUUGAGUCUGACCCAACAUACGAGGACAAAGCGAAAGCCAACGUGGCCUACCAGAUGAGAGAAGGAAUUACUCGUCAGCUCGAGGACGCCAAGAAGGAGAAGGCAGAGGCAGCCAAAAAGGCCAAAAAGGCCGCUGAAGAAGCCCGUAAGGCCUCUGCAGAAGCAGCCAAUGGUGAAGCGUCAUUUGCUGCUGAUGCUAAUUCAGAAGCUCUUAACGAAGCCGUUGGAGAAGACGCCCCUCAGUCUGCACAUGCCAAGGAGGGUGCAAAUGCGAGAGAGGAUAUUGAAUCUCGCGUUCCUGGAAGCAGCGAAGACGCCCAACAAGCGCCUGAGGCUAAAAGCGAGGAAUUCGAAGCUGCUUUUAUUGACGAAUCGCCCGAGCAGAUCGAAAGUGACGAAUCUAUCGAGGCAGAAGAAGAUGCCCCUGAGCAAUUGGAGGCAGACUUGAGCUCGUAG